AUGAAAACGUCUGAAAAGUCCGAAGCUAGAGAAAUUAUUAAUGAGAGGUACUCCACAUAUGAUACUAGCAGUGGGUCGGAUUCCUUACUUCCAACUUAUGAUUCGAUAACGGAAAAUUUUGAGGAAGGAUUGGAAGUUCAAGGAUAUCAUGAGGACUUGAUUGGAGUUAAGGAGUAUGCCAGGAAUAUUAUUAGACAUCCUGGUCGUAAAGUUGUUAAUUAUCUUCAUUCCCUAUUUCCUAUUGUGGACUGGAUAGCCUACUAUCCUUUCAAACCAAGUUGGAUUUAUAGUGAUUUCGUGGCCGGCUUAACGGUGGCUAUUGUUUUAGUUCCCCAGGGAAUGUCCUACGCUCAGUUGGCCCAAUUAAGUCCAGAAUAUGGUCUUUAUUCGUCCUUUGUAGGACUCAUGAUUUAUGCAUUUUUUGCAACCAGUAAAGAUGUGUCUAUUGGACCUGUGGCUGUGAUGAGUUUGGAAGUUGGUAAGAUUAUCAUCAGAGUCCAGAAUAAGUACGGAGAUGCUUAUACCGCUUCGGAAAUUGCAACCACUUUGGCUUUACUUUGUGGUGCUAUUACAUUGGGUAUUGGCUUAUUGAGGAUUGGUUUCUUAAUUGAGCUAAUUCCUCUUCCUGCUAUCUUAGCCUUCAUGACUGGUUCAGCUUUCAAUAUUAUGGUUGGUCAGAUCCCUGGUCUUAUGGGCUUUAAUAAAGCCGUUAACACCAGGCAAGCUUCUUACAAGGUGGUGAUCAACAUUUUAAAGAACUUGCAUAAGACUAAGGUUGAUGCUGCCUUUGGAUUGGUCUGUCUUUUUAUUCUUUACGCUUGGAGGUAUCUUGCUGCUUUGCUAUACAAGCAUCAUCCUAAAAACAAGUUGUUCUUUUAUCUACAGCAUAUUAGAGCUGCAGUGGUGAUUAUAUUUGCAACACUAAUAUCCUACCUUAUCAUCAAAAGCUAUCCUUCUGGUGAGAAGCCUCCAUUUAGUAUCAUUGGAGUUAUCAAAUCUGGUCUUGGUGAUGUCGCUUUGUUCCGUCCACCAGCUGGUUUGGCUAGAGAUCUUACUUCAGAGUUGCCAGUGGCUACGAUUGUGUUGGUUUUGGAGCACAUUUCGAUCUCCAAAUCCUUCGGACGUUUGAAUGACUACCAAAUAAAUCCAAAUCAAGAGUUCAUUGCUAUUGGUGUCACCAACUUGAUUGGAACUUUCUUCCACGCUUAUCCUGCCACUGGUUCAUUCUCUAGAACCGCCCUUAAGUCCAAAUGUGGUGUGAGAACUCCCUUUGCUGGUAUCUUUGGAGGUUCUUGCGUUCUAUUGUCUAUUUAUUGCUUUACCUCCGCUUUCUAUUACAUUCCGAAGGCUGCUUUAUGUGCCAUUAUUAUUCACGCUGUUAGUGACUUGAUGACUCCUUGGCGUGUUACCUGGAACCUCUUGAAAGUUAGUCCCAUCGAUUGUGGAAUAUUUGUUGUUGGCGUUUUCGUUGCUGUCUUUUCUGCUAUUGAAAAUGGCAUUUAUUUCGCCAUUGCAGCAGCUGCUGCACAUGUUCUCUGGAAUCUCUGCAUCACCAAUGGAGUCUUUUUAGGUCGUAUCAAGGUUACUGAAGCUGUGAAUCCAAUUAUCCGUCGAAAGGGUCAGCCGUCUUCUAGUUCCAAUGACCCUUCUUCUGUUCAAAUUGUUUCUCAUUACAAGUGGAUUCCCUUGCCAAAUUAUGCUGAAAAUCCAAGUAAGGUGCAUAUCAGGUAUAUUAAUAACAGACUCAAUGUUGAAUCUCCUCCACCUGGUGUGGUGGUUUACAGACUUUCAGAGAGUUUUAUAUAUCCCAACUGUGCCCGUCAAGCAGAUACGAUUUUGAAUGAAAUAAAAACAAAAUCCAAGGACUGCCGCUUGAACCGUGAAGCAACGUGGAAUAAUCCAGGAGUAUUGGAGGUUAAGAAUCCGUUCAGGGGUAGUAUAACUGCAAUCAAACAGGUUGCUGGAAGAAUUACGAGUAAGGCUAAAAGAGAGCAGUACCGAAUAGAGCAGGAAGAAAAGGGAAUAACGGAUGAAACCACUCUCAGAUUCAAUCCAGAUGAUCAUCGUCCGGAAUUGAAAGUACUUCACUUGGAUUUCUCACAGGUUUCCUCCAUUGACACCACAUCCAUUCAAGCUUUAAUUGACUUGAAGAAAGCCAUAACUUUACAUUCUGGCUAUGAUUUCGAGAUCCAUUUCUCUGGAAUUGUCAAUCCGUGGGUUAUUAGAGGUUUAGUUAAUGCUGGUUUUGGUGGUCAAAGCGAUCAAGGGCGCACCACUUCUUCGAGUCCUCGAGAAACCGUUCCUGAUGAAGAAAGUCAGCCCGAUACUGAUGAACCUAUGUCCUUGAUUGAGAUCGCUAAUAAGCCCCAAGCAGAUGUUAAUAAGAGAAGAUAUCUGGAUGUGGGUAUUGAAGAAGGAAAGUUGAAAGCCAUAUACGACAACAGGCAUCCGCACUUCCAUUUCGACAUUCCAUCAUAUUCCGAGUUUGAUCUUUAA
Brettanomyces nanus is the source of this 2496-nucleotide messenger RNA. RefSeq lists its product as uncharacterized. Gene Ontology annotation, molecular function: sulfate transmembrane transporter activity. NCBI's taxonomy places the organism in Eukaryota, Fungi, Ascomycota, Pichiomycetes, Pichiales, Pichiaceae. Gene Ontology annotation, cellular component: membrane. Bases 1 to 2496 code for a protein of 831 amino acids. The record is from RefSeq and is a predicted model, not a curated record. The transcript has 2 exons. Gene Ontology annotation, biological process: transmembrane transport.